UGACAGGCGCAUGCGCAGUGCGGCAGUCAGCGGGUUGGUUGGGCUUGUGUUUACAGCUCGGCUGGAUGCUGUUGGCUGCUGAUGUUACUGGGAAAGUGCAAUGUUGUGCCAACCGCCAGUGGAAUAAAUAUAACCGUGGGACUACAGGUGAUUUUGCUCAUCAUCUCCCACCACUUCCUCCUUCCGUCUUCCAUUCAUGAGCAGCGUGGCUGAAUUUAACAGCGGCAGCCAUGGAUGACAAGGGCUCGGUGGGGAAGAUUAGCGUGUCUUCGGACUCAGUGUCCACUCUCAACAGUGAGGACUUUGUCCUUGUAUCCCGGCUGGGGGACGAGACACCCUCCUCCACUAAUAAUGGUAGUGAUGACGAAAAGACAGGACUGAAGGUGAUUUCUGAGGAAGGGGUCAGCUUUAAGAUUGUGGGGAAUGGAAGUGAGCAGCAACUCCAGAGGGAGCUAGAAGAUGUCCUCAUGGACCCAUCGGUAGCUGACACUGGGAUUGGAUCUGAGACAGGAAUGGACAGCCUCGGCGGGGGCGACCAUGGCCACCUUCUUACCACGGCGUCACCCGUACCGCCAGGUGCUGACCCUCUGAGCACGCCGCCACCCAAGUUGGAGAUGGUGCUUCCUGUUCAGACAGCGCAGGAGAGUGAGCUGAAUGAGAGGUCGUACAGAGGAGAUGAAUCAUCAUCAGAAGGCAGUCCUAGCAGUCCAAUUCCAGAUGAGGACAGUGUAGUGUUCAGCCAGCUGACAUAUCUGGGGUGUGCCUCGGUCAAUGCCCCCCGGAGCGAGGUGGAGGCCCUCCGCAUGAUGAGUAUCCUGAGAGGGCAGUGCCAACUCCCCCUGGAUGUCACACUGUCAGUGCCAGGAGUGUCUGAAGGCACUGUCAGGUUGUUGGACCCUCACAAUGGUACAGAGAUUGCCAACUACCCUAUCUAUAAGAUUCUGUUCUGUGUACGAGGCCAUGACGGAACACCAGAGAGCGACUGCUUUGCCUUCACUGAGAGCCACUACAAUGCCGAGAUCUUCAGGAUCCACGUGUUCCGCUGCCAAAUCCAAGAGGCGGUGAGUAGGAUACUCUACAGUUUUGCCACAGCCUUUCGGCGGUCAGCUAAGAAGGCAGUUCUGUCGUCUCAGCAGUCUGCUCCACUCACCCCUGACAGCGACUUGUUUACGUUCACCGUCAGCCUGGAGAUCAAGGAGGAUGAUGGCAAGGGUACAUUCAGCGCUGUAGCAAAAGACAAGGACAAGCAGAGCUUCAAGCUGCGUGCAGGAUUGGACAAGAAAAUUGUCAUUUAUGUUCAGCAGACCUCCAACAAAGAACUGGCCAUCGAGAGGUGUUUUGGACUCCUGCUCAGCCCGGGGAAAAAUGUGAAGAACAGCGACAUGCACCUGCUCGACCUGGAGUCAAUGGGAAAGAGCUCAGACGGGAAGUCUUACAUCAUCACAGGAAGUUGGAACCCCAACACGCCUCAGUUCCAGGCUGUGAAUGAGGAAACGCCCAAAGAUAAAUUCAUGUACAUGACGACAGCAGUGGACCUGGUGAUCACAGAGGUCGAGGAGCCGGUCCGUUUCCUGCUGGAGACGAGGGUCAGAGUGUGUUCCCCAAAUGACAGGCUGUUCUGGCCCUUCAGCAAGCGUAGCUACACUGAGACCUUCUACCUUAAACUACGACAGAUGGAGCGUAAAGAGCGCAAGAGUCCUGCUUCUGACACACUUUAUGAGGUGGUGAGUUUGGAAAGUGAAACUGAGAGAGAAAAACGGAAGACCACAGCUAGUCCCAACAUCCUGCCCACCGGGCCUGGUACCAUGGUUCCUUCCCCACCUGAGGACGAUGAAGACGAAGAUAAUGAUGAGCCUUUACUCAGCGGGUCAGGUGAUGUUUCAAAGGAAUGUGCAGAGAAGAUCCUGGAGACUUGGGGAGACUUGUUAUCCAAGUGGCAUAUGAACUUGUCAGUGCGUCCCAGACAGCUGCCAGCUUUGGUGCGGAGCGGCAUUCCAGAGGCACUCCGUGGGGAGGUUUGGCAACUCCUGGCAGGCUGCCAUAACAACGACCACCAGGUAGAAGAGUAUCGCACUCUUAUUACAAAGGAGUCUCCUCAGGACAGUGCCAUCACCAGGGACAUUAACAGGACUUUUCCUGCACAUGACUACUUCAAAGACACUGGAGGAGACGGACAAGACUCGCUGUACAAAAUCUGCAAGGCUUACUCUGUUUACGAUGAGGAGAUUGGUUACUGCCAGGGACAGUCCUUCUUGGCUGCUGUGCUGCUGCUGCACAUGCCAGAGGAACAAGCUUUCAGUGUGCUGGUCAAGAUCAUGUUUGAUUAUGGGCUCAGGGACCUUUUCAAGCAGAAUUUUGAAGAUCUACAUUGCAAGUUCUUUCAACUUGAGAGACUCAUGCAGGAAUACAUACCAGACCUGUACAACCAUUUCCUGAAUGUGGGUCUGGAGGCUCAUAUGUACGCCUCUCAGUGGUUCCUCACCCUCUUCACAGCCAAGUUCCCUCUUUACAUGGUCUUCCAUAUAAUUGACCUGCUCCUGUGUGAGGGCAUUAGUGUGAUCUUCAACGUAGCCUUGGCACUUCUGAAGACAUCAAAAGAUGAUCUUAUCCAAACAGACUUUGAGGGGGCACUCAAAUUCUUUCGCGUCCCAGUUCCAAAGAGGUACCGCUCUGAGGAAAACGCAAAGAAACUGAUGGAGCUGGCCUGUAGCAUGAAGAUCAGCCAGAAGAAGCUGAAGAAAUUUGAGAAGGAGUACCACACCAUUCGGGAGCAGCAGGAGCAACAGGAGGCUCCCAUCGAGAGAUACGAGCGGGAGAAUCGCCGGUUGCAAGAGGCCAACAUGCGCUUGGAGCAGGAGAAUGACGACUUGGCACAUGAGCUUGUAAGCAGCAAGAUCGCUCUGCGCAAAGACCUCGACAACGCCGAGGAGAAGGCAGACGCCCUGAAUAAAGAGCUGCUGCUGACCAAACAGAAACUGGUGGACUCGGAGGAUGAGAAGAGACGGCUGGAAGAAGAGUCUGCACAGCUGAAGGAGAUGUGCAGACGAGAGCUGGAUAAGUCUGAAUCAGAGAUUAAGAAGAAUGGUUCCAUCAUUGGAGAAUAUAAGCAGAUCUGCUCCCAGCUGAGUGAACGACUAGAGAAACAGCAGACGGCCACCCGAGGAGAGCUGGAGAAAAUCCGAUCCAAAGUUGAAGGCUGUGAGAAGUGCAGCAGCCUUUUCAACAAAGAGGGUCGUGUUCGGGCCGCCGUUACCACGGCACCUGCAGGGGGAACCGAGGAGACGGACGAGGAGAAGGAGGGCCUGAAGAACCAGCUGAGGGAGAUGGAGCUGGAACUGGCCCAGACCAAACUGCAGCUUGUGGAGGCUGAGUGCAAAAUCCAGGACCUGGAGCACCAUCUGGGUCUGGCUCUGAACGAGGUGCAGGCGGCCAAGAAGACCUGGUUCAACCGAACGCUCAGCUCCAUCAAAACCGUCACCGGGACCCAGGGCAAGGAGACCACCUAACCCGACACCCCCCUCCAGCCAGUUUCAACCCGACCACGUGUGGAGCUCAGUGCAACUCAUCACGCUGAAACCUCUGGACCCCUAACCCACCGGGCCAUAACUUUUAACAUUAACCGUUAAAUCCCAGGAUCACCUUUGCUACAGACUCGUGUUGCUCAUCAAAAAAAUGUCCUCGUGUUUCCUUCGUCCCACCUGACCUAAACUACACCAACCUCCCUCCUCUCCACCCCGAAUGACUACAGCCGACCAGCGCUGAUGAGAAGGGGUUGAAAACAGUAGCUGAAGUUUCUCCCACAGAGACGAUGCUUCCACCGGUCACAAAAAGACAAAAAAAAAAAAAAAAUGAGAAGAGAAAUGCGUCAUUGAUUUCUGUCUUUGUACUGCUGAUAUUAAAGACCCACAGAAGGAAGGUAAGGACAUCAGAACUGCAGCUGUCCUCAUGGGAUAGAGAGAAAACACUCCGUCCUUCCUUACUGCUCUGUGUGCUCCCCCUCUAAACUACUGGCACAAAACAACCAGUCCCUGUACAUUUAUUGUUUUGUUUGUUUUAGGUACGAGAGCUAAUAGACGCCUUUUCAAAACUGAGCUUUUUCUAAUUUACGUUCAACAAUACCUUUCUUUUUCUAUGUGUGUUCACGAAUGUGCUCAUGUAAAGAGGAUGUGUGCGAAAGUGCGCAUGUUAUUUUUGUUUUUUUGUGUUGAUCGUGAGUUGUAUGUGAGACCGUUUGGGAGAAAAAAACGUUUGAAUGCAUAAAUAAUUGACUGAAAACGUGUCGUGUAAACUGUGUGUACAAGAGAAAGUGACAGAGAGCGCGUGAAAGUCCAAGGGAAAGAAAAAAGCACUAAGGUUAUGAGUGUGUGCAUGCAUGUAAAGGAAAAAAAAAAUUCCUGGUUGUCUAGUUUCCUUUAAUGUUCAAAAGGUGUAUAUGAAUGAUGCUAAAGAGAAGUUUGCUGACAAAGCCUUGAUCUGAAGGUCGAUAGAGAUGAUACUGGCGGAUAUGAAUAUGUAAUUUAUGGUAAAAAGAGAAGCUUAAAAGCUGUUGUCACAAGCAGCAGGAGCGUAACUCUCCUCACGUCAAAUUUCAGACAUAAAAAACUUGCCCGAGGUUUGCUUGGUUUGGAUCUUCCAGCACAAAGAAACAAAAAAAAAGCUCCAAACUGUGCCAGCCUUGCUGUGUGUUUCUCCCAAUAUGUGUUUUAGAACAUUGUUGAAACCCAGAGUGAUGCAGCUUUUGUUAGAAACCAAACACAACGGGAAACGCAACAGGAAAACACACACACAGAAAGCUGUAAUUCCUUCCACACGCCCGUUAAAACCGCCUCGUCCUUUUCCUGGCACCAGCUGCUCUGCGACCUUUCACCUUUGACUCCCAUGUUGUGUUUACAAUCCAGUCAAACCUUUGGGAAAACACUAAACUAUAAUGGAGACACAUUGCAUUUCUAUAAAAGCCGAACAGCCUGCUUGUUAGAGUGGCUCGUUGAUUUAACCCCUAAAGACUCACCGAUGUGGAUCAAGAAUGCAUAUUUAGACAUUUUUUUCCAUUCCUGCCUGAUGAUGGCUUAAAUAUGAAUCUUCGUAUUUUCCUUUACUUUCACCUCUUUAGCCCCGUUUUGUCACUUGCUGCAGCUCGAGCACACUGGCUAACCUACGACUUUGUUCAAACACUGUUAAGCUGCUCUACGCUUCACAAUGUCAAGUAGGAUUGGACUAAUUCAGCCGUACAUCCUAGACCUAGAAACCCUAGAAAUCUGAAUCUGUUUUUGAGACGGUGUAAAUGCUUGGCUGCAGUAUUGACAUGUUAUUUCACUCGUCAUGUGUCUUCUAGGAUAUAAAAUGUACAAUUUAACUUGCCUGUAGGAGCAGACAUCCAUGACAUCUAUGUGCAGACAGAGAUAUGUGAUCUGAAAGACUGUUUGGUUAUCAAGAUGAGAAGCUGCAAAAGUCACAAAAUACAGGAAGUUAAAAGUGCAGAAAGACAUUUCCAUGCAUGGAUGGUUAAAUUUUGGUUUAGCUUCUGUUUCUGGUGAUACCUUGCUAGUCUGAUCACCAAACUGCCUGGUUUUUGAACAGGAAAGGUCAUUUAAUGCAGCAAACUGUAGUUUUAGUUGUCAUGUGCUGAUGGUGUUAUCAUAACUUGGCAUUCGUACGUGGGUGGAACCUGGUGGUGAUUGGAUUGUUGGCCUACAAUAGAGUCCCUGAGUGUCGGUGGCACAGAUAACUUCGUUACUCUCCGGGUGCAUCUCCUCAUGGUCGUGUGAUAAAGCGUCGUCUCAAGAUGGCUCCGUCAACAUGACAGGAACUUGUAUUUUUUCCAGCUGCCUGCACUCGGCUCAGCGGAGCACCUUCGGGACGAGCAGGAACAGGAUAACGGCAGCACAAAAAGAAUCUCACAGCUCACAAAAAAAUCUGCAGGAAUUGAUCAGCUUUAUCAAACGGGCGCGGAGCAAAAUCCCUGUGAAACAUUUCCAACACCUUGAUAAAUUCGUGCCUCGGAGUGUUCGACGUGUUCGGGAGGCAGAAGCAGAUGUUUGCCGAGGACGGAGAGGAUUUAAAUAUUCAGGCGGCGAAUGAGUGUGAGCAAAUACGUGUAUAUAUGGUGUCGUGAAUGUAGGGAGCAGAAAAAGUCACACACAUAAAGAUGCCAGUCAACAAGCAGAAGUGUAACUCUGCACCUCCAGCGUGGAUCGGUGUCGCAGGACUUCAGAGUGAAGUCACCGGAGGUCAAACAGUCGCUCUAAAUCAGUCUGGAGGAGAUGGGCGGAGCUCGUAAAGUGCUUGUGUGUUUUCAGAUUUAGCUGACUCAAAAUGGUCUUCAACAAUUUUCCAAUUUCAUUCCUAUUUCAGCAUAUAAAACUGAAGAAAAGCUUCUAGGAUUAACUUCCUGUAAAUUGCAUCUCAUGUGAAAAGGUGGAAUCUGAUUGGCUGGAAUAUACUACAAAUCCCGCUAAAGGCACUGGGUUGUACAUAACGAACAUUUAAAAAAUGAAUAUUGAAGUUUUAUGAUUUUCUACUCCCUAACUAUAACUAAUGUUACUUGUACCCACCUACCUGCUGCCAUGCUACAGUUUAAUUCACAAUGUUUUUAAUGUUUUAUUUUCCUUUUAUUUUUGGUUUUCUAGCUCUGAGCUUCUCAGUCUGACUGCUGUUUGGUUAAUUAAAUGCCAAAACGUAGCUUUAUCAUCCAACGACAAAAACAUUAUCAACGUGUGGAAAUUGUAAUAGUGUAGAAUGCAUUGUGUAUACUUCAUGAAUUUCAUUAUAAAGAUAUCAACACAACAAAAGCUUUGUCUCUUUCUGUUUUUGCAUCUUCCAUGAAAUAAACUAACAUACUUGGUAGGAAAGUACCAU
Messenger RNA from Amphiprion ocellaris (clown anemonefish), 6855 nucleotides. Its product is annotated as rab GTPase-activating protein 1. Lineage: Eukaryota; Metazoa; Chordata; Actinopteri; Pomacentridae. The record is from RefSeq and is a predicted model, not a curated record. The coding region runs from base 231 to 3506 and encodes 1091 amino acids. The transcript has 27 exons.